Messenger RNA from Cladophialophora immunda, 438 nucleotides. RefSeq lists its product as uncharacterized. The record is from RefSeq and is a predicted model, not a curated record. Bases 1 to 438 code for a protein of 145 amino acids. Gene Ontology annotation, molecular function: aldehyde-lyase activity. The transcript has a single exon. Gene Ontology annotation, cellular component: cytoplasm. Lineage: Eukaryota; Fungi; Ascomycota; Eurotiomycetes; Chaetothyriales; Herpotrichiellaceae.
AUGACCGGCCAACUGCCACAGUUUUCCAUGACGGCGCAGCCGUUACAGAGAGUCAUUGAGGAGAGUAACAAACAUGGAUCGAGCGUCAUUGUGAUGAUAGAAACUGGGCAAAGUCUCAAAAACGCUGACGAGAUCUCUCAGGUCGAAGGAGUGGACGUGCUGCUUGUCGGUUCCAACGACCUGUGCAUAGAUUUAGGCAUCCCGGGGCAAUUUGAAACGGCUCAGUUCCGUUCAGCGCUUGAAACUGUCAGCCAGGCCUGCAAAAAGCACGACAAGAUUUUUGGUAUAGCCGGCAUUUACGAAGGCUCAGAGACUCUGGAUUGGGCCGUUAAGAGUCUGGAUGUGGGCUUUCUGCUCGGUCAAUACGACGCCUCGAUUAUUUUCAAAGGAUUUAAGCAGAGUGCAGAGUCUAUGAAGAAGUUUUCCAUAGGUCUUUGA